AUGAAUGCAAGAGAGGUAGGCUUAGGAGUAGUUCUAAUCACGCUAGAAGAGGAGACACUGCCAAUGGCCAAGAGAUUAGACUUUAAAAUGACCAAUAAUAUGGUAGAGUACAAAGCAUGUUUAUUUGUAAUAGAAGUGGUCGUGGUGGCAGGAGCUAAGCAUUUGAUGGUUUACAAGGAUUCUAUGCUGGUAAUCCAACAAGCCCUCGAGGAAUGGAAAGUAAACGAAGAGAGGUUGAGGCCGUACGUUAAUUAUCUCAAAACUUUAGUAUGGAACUUCUCAAAGUGUUCCUUUGUACACUUGCCUCAGGAUGAGAAUCAGAUGGCGGAUGCAUUAGCUACUUUGUUGUCUAUGUGGGUCAAUCUCUCGUGGUUAUUAAUGAAGCCCUUAAUGAUCAUGAAAUUAGGUGCACCUUGUUAUCAAGGGGAUCAUACAAUGCAAGUUCAGAUAGGACUAGAAGAGAAGCCAUGGUUCUACGAUCUGAAGAAGUUCAUAGAAAGCAGGGAGUAUCCAGAAGAAGCAACAGUCAAGGAAAGAUACGCGCUGCGGAUCCAAGCUAGAAAUUACAUUAGCCACGAGGAAGUCCUAUAUAGAAGAAUGGUGUCAGGUGUACAGCUCCGAUGUGUGACUAAAGCAGAAGCUCAAGUAAUGAUGGAGAAAAUGCAUAAAGGAGUAUGCGGGCCUCAUAUGCACAACAUAUCAUUAAAUAGGAAGAUCAUGCGGCAAGGUUAUUACUGGUUAAUAAUGGAGAAGGAUUGCAUAGCACUAAUGAGGAGAUGUCGAGAAUGCCAGUUGUAUAGUGACUUGAGUCUCGUUUUUCCAAUCGAGCUGCACAACUUGAUGUCUCCUUAG
This is a messenger RNA of Ricinus communis (castor bean), 852 nucleotides long. RefSeq lists its product as uncharacterized. Gene Ontology annotation, molecular function: RNA-DNA hybrid ribonuclease activity; nucleic acid binding. NCBI's taxonomy places the organism in Eukaryota, Viridiplantae, Streptophyta, Magnoliopsida, Malpighiales, Euphorbiaceae. The record is from RefSeq and is a predicted model, not a curated record. Bases 1 to 852 code for a protein of 283 amino acids. The transcript has a single exon.